AUGGCCUCGAAGCCAGCUCCAGCUCAUUCAAGAACGACAAACCGACCACAAAUAACACUUUUCGCCACCCUCUUCCAUGGCCAACCAUCAACCAAGGGCUCAAAUCAAAUAGCCAAUUCAGGAUUGAACUCAUCCAAGCAAGCGCUUUUGAAUACCACUCCCUCUGGUGCUCCUUCAUUCCUGUCUAACCCUUGGCGGCAAGAUCGAGAUCAACAAGAUCAGAAAAUUCAUGCCCAAUUUUUGGCAAGUAAUAACAAGAAGAGUGAGAGGAAGGGACGUGCACAAUCUGGAUCUGAUGCUACUACGACCUUGUCGACGGAUAAGCCAGCAGCUACAUUGAAAAAGAGACGGUCACUAUUAUCGCAUUUUGGAAGGAAGGGUGCUGUUGAAGCAGCCAAAAUCGAUGCAUUAGCUGCUGCAUCUAAUGCUGCUAUAAAGGCUCCAGUGCAGAAAGGACCUGUGGAAUCUGCUCCCAUCGAUGGAAUAGCUCCAGCUGCUGAACGUGGUGAAGUUGUUGCUCCUGUGCAGCCUGUAGCUUCCAGGUCAAGGAUACCGCCACCGCCAUUGAAAUCACCUCCGCCGCCUCCCUUGGUGAAGAAAUUGUCAUCGACAUCAGAACAAGUAUCCAAGAACACUAGUAGUAAACACCCACCAAGACCAGCCCAUACCUUACCAACCAAUGAGCCCAAAAAGCUGUUGAUACCCGCUGCCGCCUCUAUGGCUCCCCGAGAUCCCAUAUCACCAAGCUCAAUUACAUCCACAAGCUCAUCAUCGUUUUCGGUUUCAAACAAUUCUGAUAAUGGUGACGAUGAAGAACGCGAUGCCAGACAUUUAGAAGUCCUCAAGAUUAUGAAUGGGACGACAAAACUUCCGAAAGAUUUUGAAGCCAAGUAUGCUGUUGGUGAGUUGCUGGGAGAUGGUGCCUUCGGAUUUGUUUUGUCCGCCACACGGAAAAUAGAUCAGAAAGAGGUUGCAGUGAAAUUCAUAAUACGGAAGAAAUUACCCAAAGAUUUCUACACCAUGACAAAGGACGGCAUGUUGCCCUCAGAAAUAGUCAUCCUAAAGUCACUACACCACGCAAACAUCAUCCCAUACUACGAUCAUUAUGUGGAAGAAGUGCACAUAAUCCUGGUGACCGAGCUGUUUGGAACGCAGUGGGAUCCUACAGUACUUGAUCCAACAAAGAAUGCUGUACCAGAAAAGAAGAAACCGCUUGGCAAUUCUAAACCUGCUAACGCCAUUGUCGAAUGCUCGCCGCUGUUUCGAUUGACGGAGGAGCAAGAAAAGCAAAUCAAGAGACGAACUUCGUGUGAUUUGUUUGAGUGUAUCGAUGCUCACGGCAAGCUGCCAAUACCAAUAGCUAUAAAGAUAUUCUCGCAAAUCGUGCUGGCCGUAGAAUACAUGGACAAGUACCACAUCGUUCACAGAGAUCUCAAAGAUGAGAAUAUUGUCAUCGAUGCCGAUUACAAUAUCAAAAUUAUUGAUUUUGGAUCAGCAUCGUAUAUACCCACUACAGAAAACGGUUAUUUCAAGAGUUUCAAUGGGACUGCACAUUUCGCUUCACCCGAGAUUGCAAGAGGGUAUGCGUAUCGUGGACCGGAAGCUGAAGUUUGGUGUCUUGGAGUGUUGCUAUACACCAUCAUAUUCGGUGAAAACCCAUUCAAUUCGAAAGCAGAGAUAGUUCGUGGAGUUUACAAGUUGCCUGUUGAUAUCGACGAAGGCUUGAGGGACUUGCUGAACAUCACACUGGCAUAUGAACCUCAUAAACGCGCAUCUAUCAAAGAUGUUGCUCAUCACCCUUUUAUACGCAAGCAAUGCGAACAGUUGAGAUCUCGCACAUCAGAUACAAUGGAGCCAAGAGAUGCCGCCACCAAAAUUCAAUCAUAUUAUAGAGGGUAUAUUGAUCGGAAGCGUAUAAUUCCCCUCGUAAAGGCACACGUUGAGCGAUUGCAAGCAAGUGAUGAUCUAAGGAGGAUUGGAAAGUCUCUCUCUGCCAGGGAACGACUCUUAAUUAAAUUGAAAAACUCAUCACUCAACGACGUCAAAGAAGAAUCCGCACGCACAAUCCAGAAACAUUUCAGAGGAUACCGAUCUAGAUCCAGAAGUAGAGCGAAUUCUCCACAACGCCAGGGACCUGAUGCGGCUGAAUCUGCUACUGUGGUGGUACUCGACAUACCCGAACCAACUCAACAAGAGAUCGAACAUACCGUUUUAUCUGCCUUACGAAAAUCGGCUAUUCGUGUAUCAGAUCGAAUCAGUAACGAAGAAGGCAUACAUUACGGUUGCGAUUUGCACGUUAGCGAUGCCAAUGAGAAAUGGGACGAGUUUAGAAAAGAGUAUGCAUCGAGAUCUUUUACAGAUGAAAAGGAAUUACUCGCCAAAGCGGCUGAAACACGAACGUUUGUGGAUGUCAUAACAAGAACGUCAACAUUGACGGAAGAUUUAGAAUCUCUAGUGAUUCCAGAGCAUCUAAGGCCAAAGGUGCUAGAGCGGCACAGAUAUGAGCUGAAAGCCAUCCAGAAAAAAUGGUGGGAGCAAGAUAUACCUAUAUAG
Synchytrium microbalum is the source of this 2553-nucleotide messenger RNA. RefSeq lists its product as uncharacterized. NCBI's taxonomy places the organism in Eukaryota, Fungi, Chytridiomycota, Chytridiomycetes, Synchytriales, Synchytriaceae. Gene Ontology annotation, biological process: intracellular signal transduction; protein phosphorylation; negative regulation of glycogen biosynthetic process. The record is from RefSeq and is a predicted model, not a curated record. Bases 1 to 2553 code for a protein of 850 amino acids. The transcript has 8 exons. Gene Ontology annotation, molecular function: protein serine/threonine kinase activity; protein binding; ATP binding. Gene Ontology annotation, cellular component: cytosol; nucleus; cytoplasm.